Molecule: messenger RNA, 750 nt
Organism: Racocetra persica
Lineage: Eukaryota; Fungi; Glomeromycota; Glomeromycetes; Diversisporales; Gigasporaceae
Source: the annotation of a GenBank genome assembly
UAAUCAAAAAAGUACAAAAGAGAUUGGUAAUGUUUUUGAACGUCGAAUUGAAAAAUUAUUAAACAAACAUGAAAUUAAAGCACAUAUUUUUCCUUGCCGACGAGGAGAUGAUGGAAUUGAUAUUAUUGCUACAUUUAAUAGACGAAUUAUUCUUAUUCAAUGUAAAAAUGUUGCUAAAUCCUUAGAUGUUAAUAUUUUAAAAAAUUUUCAAGCCUCGGUUGGCCGGUUUGGAAAGGCGGUAUUAAGUGUUGUGGUUUAUAAUGGUAAAAAAUUGAAAAAUAACCCUUUAACUACAAAUGCCGAGAUAUGGUGGAAAGGGUCAUGUUCUAACAUUUGUAUUGAAACUGAGAAAACAAUUGUUGAUUGUAUUAAAAAUAAGAUAUCACAGAAAAAAUUCAAACAAACCGAAGAUUACAAGAAUGGUCAAGAUAUUAAACGGCAUAUUGAAAAUUUAUUAAAUCAAAAUGGAAUUCAAGCUAACCUUUUUCCUCAACGACGUGGAGAUAAUGGAAUUGAUAUCAUUGCCACAUUUAAUAGAAAAAUCAUUCUUAUUAAAUGUAUAAAUGUUAGUGGUCCUAUUCGUGACAACAUUUUAAGAGAUUUUCAAGCCUCAGUUUACCGGUUUGGAGAAGGAAUAUUAAAUGUUAUUGUUUAUAAUAAUGAAGAAUUGAAUAAUUCUUUAAUUAAAAAUGAAGGAUCAUCUCUUGAAAUUGUUAAUGAGAAAAUGAUUGUCCAAUAUAUUAAAAACAA